This is a messenger RNA of Racocetra fulgida, 1065 nucleotides long. The record is from the annotation of a GenBank genome assembly. Lineage: Eukaryota; Fungi; Glomeromycota; Glomeromycetes; Diversisporales; Gigasporaceae.
AUGUCAAGCCAAAUUUUAAAUUAUGGUCUGUUAAUUAACAAACGAGGAAUACAACUUGCAGAUUUGCCAAUAUGCAAAGUUGAAAUACAACCUAAAACCAUAGAAAAAUCUCGAAUAAAGUUGAUGUUUUCUACAAAGCAUGUAGAUUCGUUUUUAUUGAACAAUCAUAUUGAUCCUUCAGCAAUCAAUUUUGAAUAUGAUAAAUGGAUUUUCGAUACUGUUUUCAAUGAAAAUUUUUUACCAGAAAAUUUGCCAGUUUACAUGGAAAUUUUAUGCUCACAAGCAGAGUUGAUUUUCGAAAAUCAAAAAAUUAAACCAUCCAAUGAGUUAAAUAAUACAAUGGAACGGGCUCUGAAUCAUAAAUAUCCAUAUCAAGAAAUAAUGAAAGUAUUUAAAGACUAUGGAUAUUUUUUGCCUAAAAAGAUCAUUCUUGGUCAUAAAUUAUGUAAAAUGACUUAUUUGGCCGCAAGAGCAGAACCACGUUUUCUUAAAUCAGAAGUGACGGAUUUUAAUGACUUUGCAACACUUCAGCGUAACAGCGUUUUGAAUAAAUGGGAAGAUCUUCUAAAAUUACACAAUUUCGAUACUUCCUUUUUAACAUCAAUUAAUGGUGAGGACGUUACAAUAGACAAACUACAAGAAUGGGUGGUAUCUUGCUUAAAAGAUGAUCUUAAUUCAUUACAAAUCAUCAGUUGGGAAAAAUUAUGUCCAUUAUAUGAAAUAUUUGAUGAACCGCUUAAACAAAAAAUAAAGCUUAUACUAGGAUCUGAUGAUAUGUACUACACAAACCCUAUGAAUUUACAACAGGUGAAGGAAACGAAAGAACUUGGGGACACAAACCCUGUGGAGUUACAACAGGUGAAGGAGGCGAAAGAACUUGGGGUCAAAGAAAGAGUGCUUAUUGCAGGAGUAAUUCCAAUCAAUGGCUUAACUUACCUAUAUCGUGAAAAAUAUUCUGAUCAUCUGAAUUCCAGUAAUUAUAAAAUUUUUGGAAAACUUAUAACUCAAGAUGGUGAACAAAUCAAAUUUGAAAAUAAUUUGGAUAUUGAUUGGGUUACCCUCUGA